AUGCAGCAGCAACAUUCAUCGACUUCGAAAAAGCGCAAUGUCGCAGAAUCGACCGGUUGUGGUGAAAUCGCCAACUAUCUUACGCAGGCACUCAAUGUUGAACUUUCUGGCAAAGUUUACAGAAAUGUCGGCAACUUUUGGGAAACGCAGUUCGAAAAUAAAGCGUGGUCUGAUCUAACCUCGCGUAUCUGGCAAAGUUAUUGUGAUCACGGUCAAUGUGGAAGCGAUAACGUCUUCUCGGAUAACAUGGACGAAGUAGCGAUGCAAAGAUGGCUUUACGCUUUCCAAGAUCGGUUCUUGAAACAAUUGAUGAGCAUAGCCGAAAAACCAAAAAGCGACAAACCCGUCGUCAAGAAGGAACCUAAAGAUCCCAAGGUGCGAGGGAAAUUUUGUCACACGACAAAAACCAAUCACUUCAAGGGUGUUAUAAGUGAACAAAAGCUGGACUUUUUCAUCAAAUCUGCCACCAUUCUAGAUUGUCAACAGCACAAUUGGAGAGAUGUCCGAGUGGUGGGCGAGUUGACCGCGUCACCCGGUCAGAAAGCUGAUAAGAUUCACCAAUUGAUGAGAUACAUGCGCGAAAUAUUCUAUGCUCAGCCACUUCGUCGAUUUGUGCAGGGGUUCUGUUUGCACCAAAAGCACGUUGAGCUCUGGGUUGUCGAUCGAGCAGGUGCAUACAGCUCGACAGAGAUUGAAGUGAUCAAAAGUCAGGAAGCGCUUGUCCGGGCGCUAUCUUCUUACAUGCUCAUGAGUGACGAUGAGCUUGGGCUAGAUCCAAUAAUUAGAUAUGAUGAAGAAGAUCGUUGUUUCGUCAAGAUUCCAAAGGGUAGAAAGAAACAAAGAACAAAUGAGAUCUCACCUCAGCCAGUACGUCGAUCGGAGGCGAUAAGCUCGCGAGGAAACACGUGCUUCAAGACGAGAGAUAACAAGUAUUUGAUCAAGUUUUCUUGGGGCUCUGGUGCCAAACGAAGUGAGCUCGAAUACCUGGAGCUUGCAAAAAAGCUACCGGGAGUCAUCCAUCUGAAGAGGUCAAAAAGUCUCUACGAGGUUGAGACCCACCUAAAGGGCAUAGAUUUUUCGACUGGAUAUAAGUGGGAAAUGAACUCAGAGGAAGCACAUCUCUUCCAUGGCAAAACAAUGGAUCCAAAGGUGGAAGAUUACUACAUGAAACGUGAACUUACCUUUGCCAAACUCUCACCAUUCGGACGCCCACUCAACUCAUGCUCAACGGUGAGGGAGUUUGGCGUGACAAAAGAGCUACUUAUUGAUCUGGACAUGUCAACUCUCCUCCAGGAUAGUCGGGACAAUGAUGAAGCGAAAGUCAUCACUGGUACCACAAAGUUAGUGGUUCUGGGACUCUUGGCAGGUAUCAAGAACAAGGAUUUUAGUGUUCAACAUACGUAUCGUCAUGAUCUUGAGUCCUUUUUUUACGUUCUACUGGUCGGAUGCAUGAGCUAUUUCGAGUGUCUUAAGGAUCUGGCACGUACGAUACGUAAAAUCCUAUUUGGACAGCCAACAUUGUCGGGAGAGAGGUUCAUGGAAUAUGGCACACCGGAAAACUCUGAUCUACUGUAUGAUCCUAUUAUAGCCGCCCUUAACGAUUCCAUUCUGAAACUUGAAGGUAAGAAAUAUUCUAGAUUCACGCCGAACGAUUGUCCACUAUUUAUCUAUAGUCGCUGA
Molecule: messenger RNA, 1680 nt
Organism: Blumeria graminis f. sp. triticale
Lineage: Eukaryota; Fungi; Ascomycota; Leotiomycetes; Helotiales; Erysiphaceae
Source: the annotation of a GenBank genome assembly